Molecule: messenger RNA, 2985 nt
Organism: Oncorhynchus kisutch (coho salmon)
Lineage: Eukaryota; Metazoa; Chordata; Actinopteri; Salmoniformes; Salmonidae
Exons: 2
Coding region: 316-1236 (306 amino acids)
Cellular component (GO): signaling receptor complex; plasma membrane
Source: RefSeq, a predicted model, not a curated record
AAACUCCUUCACCCACCCAAUAGUACUGGCCAUCAGAGUCAGUCCACCCCAUGUAUGUCCAGAGUCUCCUGUGUAUGGGCAGUAAACACGCUGUCCAUCUUUGAGGGGGGGGAGAAAGCUUGUUAUGGCCACACAACCACAGCUCAUUGUGAUCUGGUUGAGAGCUCCUGCUUCAAUACUGAGAAGCACAAGUUAAGGUCCAGAAUUGUGUCCAACCACAGUUUUUCCCUGAGCAUGGUGACAUCGAGUGGAACGUUACAGUCCCAGUAGAUUACUUCUGGAGCUGGGCUCAGUCCUCACGGCAAAAGCUUCAACAUGCUGGCCAUCAUUGAGUCCUGGGAAGAGGGGAGCUACUAUGAGGACAGCACCGGUCAGUUUCUGUUCAUCUUGCUGUUAAAGGUGGGCCUGGACUUUCUGGUCCUGUCGAUGUGCUUGCGCUGGCUGCACACCUCCUUCAUGGGCGUCUGUGGCCUCUCCGUCUUCCUGGUCGAUGUGGUGUUGUUGUGCACUGUGGUGGCUGUGUGGUUCCUUGGACCCGCCCGCUCCCCGGUGUCCAUCUGCUUCCUCUUGGCUCAUGCCUCAGCCAUGUUCAACGCGCUGCCUCUGCCCGUGCUGGGCCUGGGGCUGCUGGACUACCUCUACGAGCCACGCUACACCACGUGUCACGACGCUCCCUGUAGGGACCUAUGGAACUAUGCCCUGACGCUGCUGGUGUGGGUGCUGGCCGGUGUGCACUCCUGCUGCUCAGCAGUCACCAACCUCCUAGAGGUUGAGUACGAGGGAGGGAGGAAUGCUUUAGGGUGCACUGUGCAGGAGUCUGUGUUUGUGGUACAUUUCUCAGUGGGGAUCUCCGUGGCCAUCUGCUGUGUAAUGCUGCUCCACUACAAACAGAUGCCUUUGUGGCUGAAGGAGGCCAACAGGCUGUCAGAGCAGAGGGAUAAUGUUAACCCAAUGCUGCAGAGCCACUUGAGAUUCAGGUAUGCCAAGUUACAGCAGCUAGGGGGUGACGAGGACGAGCAGAAAGCACUGGCAGUGGAGACUGAAUGGCAGAGGCCCCCCCUUUACCUCAGCCUGACUUUGGACUUUGGCACAACGUGGGCAUCUUACCUGGUCAUGUGCAUCGCCUGUGAGCUUUUGGGCCUUGCAGUCCCUGCCUACAUCAGCAUCAACCUCCUAUGGUUGGAGUGUGCCAACAGCGUAUUGGUGGGGCUGGUGUUUUGGCUCAAGAGCGACUGACUGAGGCCUUACACCGCCAGUGGCAUGUUUACCGGCACUUAAAGUAAAGAUUCAACUAUUUGUUUUUCUUUCAAAUAUUAUAUUUUACCAUUUUCCAUACAGACAAAAAUAAUAAUAACACACAUAAAAUGAUAUGUAUAUAUAUAUAUUAAUAUAUUGUGUUUGUGCAUGUAGGCUAUGCCGGGCGACAGGGUAGCCUAGUGGUUAGAGCGUUGGACUAGUAACCGAAAGGUUGCAAGAUCAAAUCCCUGAGCUGACAAGGUACAAGUCUGUCGUUCUGCCCCUAAACAAGGCAGUUAACCCACUGUUUCUAGGCCAUCAUUGAAAAUAAGAAUUUGUUCUUAACUGACUUGCCUAGAAAAAUAAAUAAAAUCUCUGAACGAAGUUUUAUCGAUUCCCUAAGUUAAUUCAUGUUUUCACGUGUAGCUGAGAUAUUGCUGUUCAAGCAGGCAGAAAUUCUGCCUGUAUGAAGUAGCUUUGAGAAAAAGACACUCGCAACACCGGAAGUUAAUAGGAAUAGGACUUUUAGAUUAUGAAAACGCCUAUCAUACAUGUCAGUUUUCAGGGUCUUAAGUGGGCACGUGAUCGCGUUGCACUCCAUUGCAUUGGCUUGGUAGGUGACUCGUUUGGAGGUAAGACAUGUACAAAAAUAUUACUACAUCUCGUUAGGAUCUAAAUUAUCAGAGUAAGAACUCAACGGACGCUAUGAAAGCUUAAACCAUCUUUAUUUAUCCCAGAGGGUCGAACAGCUGAACCGACCAAAAUACAUUUCCAAUAGUGGUGGUGUAUGUACCCCAAUCUGGGGUGAAAUCUUCUCCUUCUCUCCAAACACUAAAUCUCUGUUGCUAGCCAGGAAAUGAAGUGGCAAUAAACAGUGCCUUCUCCCUUUACGUGACCUCAACCCCCUUCAUCACUAAUCCACGGCUCUCUCCCCUUAUCAGUGCUGCCACGUAAUAAUUUACCCUGCACUCAGCACAUUCCAAGCUUAAUUGCACCCACCAUAUACCUUCCUCCUACAGAUAACCAUUAACUUCUGGUGUAGCCCCUCUAACCCUAAGCACUCGAUAUUUCAACAGGAUACCUGAUAAUUAACCCUAUCCCGAGUUUAGGAGUAAGAACCCAGAAUCCAUCAGUCCCCCGUUUUGAACAUUUAACUCCAUACUGUUCAACAUGACAUAAACUUGGGAAUGACUUAUAGAUGGACAAACAAUAAUAAUAAAACAAAAACAUGAUUCACCAUCGACAAACUCAGAGACUUACAGUAUGUUGACUUCUGUUCUAUGACCAUUUCACAUAGAAACUGAUAGUAACGUGUCCGCUGGAGUUGUCGACCCCUUCCAUUUCAACGUCCUUCUGGUUCCUAAGUGAGUGAUAGCACAAGACUUGAAAAUCAAUGAGAAACACAAAACAUAACCGUAUUAACAAUGUGGUAAGCUUUUCAUAAUUAUAUAUGCAAAGUUAUCCCAAAGUUUGAUAACAUGACAAUUCCCACUCUCUCUUCGCCUGAUUCUAUGCCUUCAGAAUUCUGGAUUCUGCUGGAUUCCACAAAAAAUUAAGGCCCUAUAAAACCUCCUCAUGCUUUCAUCCAGUCUUCCCCAUCAGGCCACAGGGUAUAAGAGGUGUUUCCAAGCCAUGUCAUUUGAACUUGAUAACCUUUCCCACCUGGACAAAAGGAACACCUAUGUGAGAAUGCUGUUCAUUGACUACAGCUCAGCGUUCAACACCAUAGUGCCCACGAAGCUCAUCACU